CUGCAAUGUAAUACUCUUAUCACUUUUCAUUUUUCGUAUGACAACCAGCAUGAACCUAACCUGGAGAGACAUGCUGCAUCUCGUCGUAAGAACCUCACGUCCCGCCCACCUAAUAACUAACGACUGGAGGACUAAUGGCGUGGGGCGAUUAGUGAGCCAUUCUUACGGCUAUGGUCUGUUGGAUGCUAGUGCCAUGGUCGCUUUGGCCCGGAACUGGAGCAGCGUGGGGCUGCAGCACAAAUGUGUCAUUAAUAUGCUGACCGAGCCCAGGGACAUAAGAAACCACCUAGUCUUCAGCAGAAGUGUAGAGGCCUGCUCUGGGCAGCUGGACUUUGUGAGCUCUUUGGAGCAUGUGCAAGCCAAACUCACCCUCUCCUAUAACCACAGAGGAAACCUGGCUGUUCACCUCAUCAGCCCACUGGGAACUCGCUCCACACUGCUGGCUCCACGGCCUCAGGAUAACUCAGCCGAAGGGUUCAACGACUGGGCAUUCAUGACCACACACUCCUGGGACGAGGACCCUCGGGGAGAAUGGACGCUGAAGAUUGAGAAUGUGGCUGGACUUAAUGAUUAUGGCGUUCUUUCACAGUUCACCCUCAUCUUAUACGGCACCGGCUCCAGUGCCACAGAUCCGUCCAUUUCCGAUUACACCCGGCCUUCAAACAACAGCUGCAAAACCUUUGACACCCAGCAGAUCUGCAUUGAAUGCAGCACAGGUUUCUCGCUUUUCUUGCAAGGCUGCGUGAAGUCCUGCCCUCCCGGCUUCAGCUCUGGGCUGCAGGUGCUCAACUUGUCGUUGGACAGCUGGGUGGAGCAUUCUACUGUACAGGCGUGCCUGUCCUGCCACCCGGCCUGCCUGACAUGCUUCGGGUCCGGGGAGAACGAAUGUCUUUCCUGUCCCCCCCCCAGUCACUUAGUGAUCACUUCUUGUUUGCACCAGAACCAGCGAAAAUGGCCCAGCAUUCCUGUGCUCGAGCACGAGGUGGACCCAAACUCAGAUAAAUCCUUGCACGAUCCCGGCCUUUCCUCAAGAUUGCCGGCGCUGGUGGCGGUGCUCAGCUGUGCCUUCAUCCUGGCCACUUUCGCAGCUGUUUUUGUGCUGCUUCAGCUGCACUCCGGAGCAGCCAGUGCCCCGUUCUGCCGGAGGACCAAACUGCCGGUGAUGGAAACGGGUGGAGGGGGAAUACGAGUUGGCUUCGGGUUCGGACUCGGCCGGGGGAAA
Molecule: messenger RNA, 1222 nt
Organism: Sinocyclocheilus grahami
Lineage: Eukaryota; Metazoa; Chordata; Actinopteri; Cypriniformes; Cyprinidae
Product: furin-like
Exons: 6
Biological process (GO): peptide hormone processing
Cellular component (GO): trans-Golgi network; Golgi membrane
Molecular function (GO): serine-type endopeptidase activity
Source: RefSeq, a predicted model, not a curated record